GUCCUCGCGAACCCCACCUGACACCUCAUGGCCUCGAGCAAGCCCGCCCUGCGCCCACCCUGGGUCAGGGUCACAAGCCAAAGAAGUGAGAGGGAAGUUCUCCCAGUUCCCCGGAACAAUCUGGGCCUGACAGGAAUGGACGAGCGAAAGCGCGGUCUUCGGAAGCUGCUUCCGGGGAGACACCCGGCCGUCGCGAAGGGCGCCGAGGAGAGAGAGGCCACCGGGCUGUCGGUCGAAGCACCACCCCCGCGUUCCAGGCUGCGCACCCAGGAGGGGGACGGACGAGAGCCUGACGCCGUGUCCCCACCACCGGGGGCUGCGUGUCCUCCGCUCCCUGACGGCCCGCGGGACUUCCCACAGAAAGGACCCGGAGGUGACCAGCCUGCGGAACAUGUUCGCAGAAAGACCUACUUGCUUCGGCGGAAAGUUACUCUGAAGGUAUCGGGGGUGAGGGGCGCCCCCACCCCCCACGGCCUCACGUUCGCUGCCCCAAAACAGCGUCUGGAAAGCAGCUUCCUCAUUCUCACAGACCUUCUGAGAACAAGCAGGGAAGUUCUGGGGAUGCGUCCACCUUCAGGGCUCCCCACCCUUCCCAGGUCAGAGGCCCCGACGAGACCCGGCAGACUCCCCCCACCCCGCCGCCCAGGCCCCGGGGCAAACCCGCAGCACGUCUCCCAGCUGGAGCAGGCGCAGCACUAGCGGCCAGCGGCUCUGAACCAUCCGGUUCAGCCUGGUGGCCUCGCCAACAGCCUGUUUCCGGGCGGGGAGAAGCGCCCGACGCUUGGAAGUGAGGCAGAGACGCUCCCUGCAGCCCCAAAAGGACCCCUGGCUCGCAGAUGCCACCCCCUCAGACCUACCAUUGUUCAAGUUGAACAGAAAGCUGCACAUGUAUUUGUCGUAGACUUUCCCUCUUCUGUCUGCUUCAUCUUGAGAAAUAAUCUAAAAAGCAAGACGGUUGUGGAUUAGGUGACCCAAGCUCGAAGGGGACUACAGACACUUUCCCACCUUCCUGACGCAACCCAACAGACGGUCCUACGGCUGGUUCCUCUCCUGCGUUCAGUCUACGUGCUGAUGUUUCAGAACAGUGUUGACCCAGAAACACCAGUCCCACAUCUAAAGGAAUCGUGCCUGGAGACAGUGAUUGAUCGACCAAAAAUACAAACGGGGGGCCGGGCGGGUGUUUCCAGCACGAUGCCAGCCCAACGGGUCUUCUGUAACUCUGCGGCUACAAAAGUGUAUAAUCAAUGACACUGUUGUUUCUAGGUCCUUAUCAAUCAGCCUCUGGACCGAGUAGGGCGGACUCUCCAGCACGAAACGAAGCUCUGGUUCUCCCCCUCGUCCCCAGAUGCUAAAUGCGAAAUGUGACGAGGACCAAAGCAGCCUAUGACCAGGCAGGCCAAGCCCACCGGCAGGAGUUAAGUCCAAGCUGAAAAGGCAUUUUUUAUGACUUCGUGGCUAACUGAACCCCACAGACCUACCCCGUGAAACCCCAUCCCAGGCAAGGGCAAGUUACUACACACGACGCGAGUCCCCGCGGUCUGUACGUGCUGUCCCCCCGAGACCGGGUGAGCCCCGCCUUACCUCUCCACAGUACUCCGAGAUGAAUUCAUUUUUCUGUACGGGAUCUUUGAUGAAAAUCCCCCAGCCCGCCACGUCGGACGGCGCCAGCAGCAGGUGCUAGAGAAGAAAGCGCACAGCACCGACCGGUCAGCAAAGGAGGGCGAAGCCCGAGGGCGAGUUAAUGCCCCGAGGACUCAGACCCGUCCUCACACAGCCACUGAGGCAGACGACGUCGGGAGGGCUCCACCGAGGGGCCGGCUCCCCGGUGCUGCCGGCAGCUCUCAGAAGCCACAAAAACAGUGGGCUUUUUUGGGUAAAUAAAGCCAUCUCUGGUAAUGCCCUUACACGAACGAAACCCGGUUGGUAAAAAGUAUGUUCUUUUCUGUUUGAGGAGCUAAAAGAAGCCACGUCCACGUGAGCAGGAAGGAGGCUGUCACGCAGUGGGGGCGAUGAGAUUCUUAGGGCUGAGAAGCGGUGCCGGCGGCCCUGUGACGAUGACACGAACUGCCUAGAAUACGACGGCCCAACCCCUGAAACCGUCACAGCCAAAAAAAUAAAACAGCUGCCACCGCCCCGAACACAGUGUCUGGUGGGAGGGCCCUAUGCCCAGCGGUGCGGCCUCAGUUACGGCACACGACCGCUCGCGACAGCUCCGUGACCGGAGCUGUGCGUGUCCUCCCACCCCGCCCCUCCCCCGCUUGCGCUCGCACUUUCACAAAUAAUAACCAUUUCUAAAAAAUAUCAGCUGUCUGUAACUGAAGAAGCCCUUCAUCUACCUACCCUAAAAACAGAAGAUACAGAAUUUCCCAGGUACGCGUUGUCAAUUUCUUUUGUUCAGCAAUAAACCUCCUGGUUGCUACGGUUAAAAGCACCCGCAUGAAAUUCCCGCUGUGUUGUUUUCAAGAUUAUUAAAGAAACUGGAACUAUU
This is a messenger RNA of Felis catus (domestic cat), 2488 nucleotides long. RefSeq lists its product as uncharacterized. NCBI's taxonomy places the organism in Eukaryota, Metazoa, Chordata, Mammalia, Carnivora, Felidae. The coding region runs from base 28 to 699 and encodes 223 amino acids. The record is from RefSeq and is a predicted model, not a curated record. The transcript is spliced from 4 exons.